GAGCAUUGACAGCAUCGCAUCAAACAAGAAAUAAAAUCAGUCCCCCUAUAUCAACCCAGUCUCUCCCCCCUUUCCCUCACCCAUGGCGUCCAAUUCUAAUAUCGAUAUUGAGGGUGCGACCCAGCACCUUCGGGACAUCCUCAAGCUCGACCGCCCCGGCUCCGAUGCACAAUCGAGCAACGGUCAGAGAAAGCCUUCUUUUAACGGAGAGCUAAAUGGGUUAUUAGGAACGGCGGGCAUUUUAGGCGAUCUGUCAACCAUGUCAGAAUCCACCCGGCCGAUCUCCACGGAUCUAAGCAUCACUCAGGAGACCCAGGUCAUCUGCCUCUCUGGCGAUGACGGGUCGACCUGCAUCCCCAUCACUUCCAACAAUGUGGAGAUCGUGGCGAGCCAAGACUCUGGCAUCAACAGCAAAGCUCGAGGCAGCAACAAGGUGAAGAUUCAACCUGUUGCCAAGUACGACUGGGAGCACAAGUAUUAUUAUGGGAGACUGAUAGCUGUGUCCAACUCCUUCUUGGCCUAUGCUAUCAGAGGAGCCAACAACCACGCUAUGAUUCGUGUCCUGAGUGUGGGUUUUGCUGAGCGUUCCCUGCUGAAGGGCUUCACCGGAGCCGUCACAGACCUGGCUUUCGCCCACCUCGACUCCUCCCUGUUGGGCUGCGUCGACGAAGCCGGCAACCUGAUGGUCUGGCAGCUCACCUGCACUGGCAGCAAGAUACUAGAUCAGAUCGUGGUUCACAUCCGACGACCAGACGACACGCCGCUGAACUUGCACCGUCGUCUCGUCUGGUGCCCUUUCAUCCAAGACGAGAACGAGGAGAACCAGGACGACACCAGCCAGACGUUGGCCCUCCUACAUGAAGACAGGGCUGAGGUGUGGGACCUUGAAGUCUUGAGAGCCAACAAUAGCAGUUGGCCUAUUGAUGCCACAGAUCUGAAAGAAGGUCUCAUCACUGUCAAGGGAUAUACGCAGCGAGUCAGUGAAGGUGCCCUGUCUCCAGAUGGAACCGUGUUAGCCACAGCCAGCCAUGAUGGAUACAUCAAGUUCUGGCAGAUAUACAUAGAAGGGGGACAGGACAAGCCAAGAUGUCUUCACGAAUUGCGACCUCACGGAGGACGUCCCCUCUCCUGCCUUUUCUUCUGCGACAACCACAAGAGGCAGGACCCCGAGGUUCCUUUCUGGAGGUUUCUGAUAACCGGAGCGGAUCAGAACCAGGAGUUGAAGAUGUGGUGCACUGUUUCCUGGACCUGUUUACAGACCAUCAGGUUCUCUCCAGAUCCGUUCAACUCAACAGUUCAGCCAAGUCUGAAGGCUAGUCUGGACCUCUCCGCUGAGUAUCUCAUCCUCACUGAUGUACAGAGGAAGGUCCUCUAUGUGAUGGAGCUGCGGCAGGACCUGGAGAGAGGCAAGGCCAGUUUCACAGCUGUGUCCGAGUUCCUGCUGACCCACCCUGUGCUCAGCUUCGGGGUCCGCGAUGUCACUCACAGCCGCUUGCGACACACUGAGGUGCUCCCUGCAGAGGAGGAGAGUGAGAGCAUGACAACAGAGGGCACUCAAGGACCCACAGAGUCCAAGUCUGGGAUCCAGAUUAAACUCUACUGUGUUCACACCAAGAGUCUGCAGGAUGUCCAGAUCUGGUUCCAGCCCAAUGCGAGUUCCAGCUCGGCACUCUUCCUGCCCCACUCUGAUUCUCAGGAUGGUUUUGCUUCGUUUUCAGACCACCUGACAGACCAGAGCUCCGACAAGGAAUCGGGAAGCGGCUCCCAGACAGACUUGAGGAAGAUCCCUUCGCUUCCCGCUCCCACCGACUUCCUGUCAAACUUGGCCGCCAGCAGCGGGGUGAUGCCCAAGCUGAUGACUCCCGACGCCUUCAUGACACCAAGCACUUCAGUACCGGCAUCCCCCGGCAGCAGUGCCAGCAGUCUGACCAUAGUAACAGCCAUCAGUAGCAACUCUGACUCAACUAACAGAGCUACGGACGACGUCAGCCAGAGUCCCAACAGAGCAGAGAACAACAGCAGCAGUAGUCUGGCACUCUCCACCUCCACCAACAGCCCGAGACCCGCUUCUGCUGUGCUGCUGCCUGGACUGGAGAACCUGCAGGUGCUGGCGUCUCCUAGCGGCCCCCUCACCCUCGACAGCAGGGAGAUUCAGGUCCUGGACUCUCCCCUCCUGCCACCACUGGCCUCCCCGACUCGGGCCCGCUCCCCAGACGUCAUCUCCUCAGCCUCCACAGCCAUGUCCCAGGACAUGCCGGAGAUCGCAUCCCAGACCCUGCAGCCUCAGCGCAGUCUAGUGUGCAGCUUGGAGCCUUUGACUCCUCUUUCCGCUCUCCAGACAGACAGCAUGGCGUCCGCCGCCUCCGCCCUGCACCUGCUCACCUCGUCGCGCACAGCCAACAACAACAGCCUGCUGCCCCUCGAGCUCGGAGGUGCAGAAGGACCGGUCGGCGGGUCAGUAGAUUCAGAGCCCAGACUCAGCCACACCCCAUCUCUGUUAGAGACGGCCUUAUCGCACGAGAACCCAGCGGCGGGAGGAGGCUCCUCAGACGGUAGCGUCAGCCACACACCAUGGCCGGCAGCGCCUGACAUCACCAGGGAAACUAGGAAUAGUCUGAGGGAUAACGGUCUCGCAGACUGCUCAAGAGAAGAGUCGAAGGACAGACUGCUGAGUUCACCUUACCCUCGACGAUCGUACCACCUCACACAGAAUGACAGUCAGGAUGCCGGUGCCGAGCAGAGUGACCCGGACGAUGAGGUGUCCAGCUUGGCGUCGUCCUCUGGGAACUGUGGCUCUCGCUCUUCUCACAGACUACCAGUUAAGGAUUGGAAGACAUCACCACGAGCCUCGCCAAAACUGAAGAGAAAGCCCAAGAAAGACGACGGUGAAUCAUCCCAAUCAAGGCAAAUGGACUCUGGUCAGAUGAAUGCAGAGGUACAGGAAGAGUUGUUGAUGCUCCUGCGCAGCCAGCAGAGGGAGUUAACUGAUCUGCGUGGACAGAUUGAGGCAAUGCAGAGCUCCAUUAUGACCCAGGUGGAGCACGUCCUGACCAACCACCAGGAACAAGAACAGCGCAGACUGGAGCGAGUUCUGGUCGAGAGUCAAAAUCAUCAGCAGCAGCUUCAGGAACAACUCGGCCAGCAGCUCAGCCACACCCUCUGCUCCGCCCUCACUAACAGAAUGGACAAAGUGCUAAGAGAGGAAAUGAAGAAAACCGUUCCACCAACAAUCUCUAAGAGUUUGGAGCCAGUGACUGGUCAGCUGAACAACACAAUCGCUGCCAAACUGACCGCUGUGGAGGUCAGCCUGAAGGACAAUGUCAGCAAGGUGGUUAAAUCCAAGAACACGACAGACGCAAUUGGUCGCGCGGCAGCCGAAGCGAUGCAGGGGCCCAUCCAGGCAGCCUAUAAAGACGCCUUCCAGAGCAUCGUGCUGCCUGUUUUCGAGAGGGGCUGCCAGUCCAUGUUUCAGCAAAUCAACGACAGCUUUAAACAAGGGACACAAGAAUACAUCCAGCAGCUCGAGACCCACGUCAAGAACAGAAGGCAGAGGGAGCAGGAGACGCGGGACCCCAUGAUCGGCCAGCUCCAGCAGAUGAUGGACAGCUUCCAGAGCUCCACCGAUCAGCUGGCCAACAGCAUCACCACCAACGUCCGGGCCGAGGUCCAGCAUCAAAUCCAGAUGAUGGUGGGAAACUUGCAGGAGUCUAUUCUUAGCCACGUGCAGCGCAUUGUCAAAGGAGAGGUGAGCCUGGCGAUGAAGGAGCAGCAGGCGGUGGUCACCUCCAGCAUCAUGCAGGCGAUGAGGUCAGCGGCCGGCACGCCCGUCCCCACGGCGCACCUCGACUACCAGACGCAGCAAGCCAACAUCCUGCAGCUCCUCCAGCAGGGACAGCUCAACCAGGCUUUCCAGCAGGCUCUGUCAGCCACAGAUCUGAACCUGGUCCUGUACGUGUGCGAGACCAUCGACUCUCAGCAGGUGUUCGGCCAGCACCCCUGUCCUCUGAGCCAGCCCGUGCUGCUGUCGCUCAUCCAGCAGCUCUCCUCCAACCUCUCCACUCGCUCCGAGCUCAAAAUCAGUUACCUGGAGGAUGCCGUGAUGAAUCUGGACCACGGCGACCCCCUCACAAGAGACCACAUGGCCUCCAUGCUGGCCCAGGUCAGACCGAAGCUGUUUGCCUUCCUGCAGCAGGACCCCCACAGCCCACUCACCAAGAGGGCGCGGCGCCUGAUGAUGAUGCUGCAGGGACUCGUCAAUCACUAAUCCUCCAUUUAAGAAAAACAGAACAAAAAACAAACCCCGGUGCAGAAGAGAUGACUCCCUCACACUACACAUCACUGAGUCCAUUUAUGUUCAGUUUCCAAAGGAGAGAAAGAGCAUCCUGGAUCAGCACCCAGGACAGCCUCACCCCACUUUGAGCAGGUUCUCACUAGUUUGAGAUGACUGAUGAUGAUGAUGAUGAUGAUGAUGUCACUGCAGCACUUGGGAGCUGGAGCUAAAAGCAAAGGAAACAAAAAGAGCUCCAGGAAUUUUGGGAGGAUUUGGUGGUAUUAUACAGGCUGGAGAUUAGUUUUAGACCUCAAGAGGAAGGUUCCCCACUAGUCCCUCCAGUCCCUCACCACAACUCUAACCCCCCC
Messenger RNA from Scomber japonicus (chub mackerel), 4638 nucleotides. It is a transcript of the gene edc4, whose product is annotated as enhancer of mRNA decapping 4. The transcript has 30 exons. Gene Ontology annotation, cellular component: P-body. The record is from RefSeq and is a predicted model, not a curated record. NCBI's taxonomy places the organism in Eukaryota, Metazoa, Chordata, Actinopteri, Scombriformes, Scombridae. Bases 83 to 4264 code for a protein of 1393 amino acids. Gene Ontology annotation, biological process: deadenylation-independent decapping of nuclear-transcribed mRNA. Gene Ontology annotation, molecular function: protein binding.